AUGUUAUCAGAAACAUGGUACCUAACAUGGUACCAAACACGGUACGCUUCUGUACGAAAAUCCCUGCAAGGUUUAGACUACUUUAUCGCUUCUGGGGCUAAAGCUUUUGAAGAUUUGGAAGAUGCAGCUGAUAAGCUAGGAGAUGUCAGAAUGGGGAUGUCAUGGGCACAGCAGCAAAAGAAACAACUCAAAUCAGCGAAGCAGUAUCUGAAAGGCAUCUUUAAGGUAACUUGAAUGACAGAUAUUGGCUGGGGCCACAUCUCGGCUACUAACUAUAGUUAAGACGGGAUAACUGUAGUUAGCUAUAUCGGUAAUGUGACCGCUUUUCUGUUCGCUCUAACUAUAGUUAGAAAAAUUACGCCUCAGUGAUCCAAAACAAUACAGACUAACUAUAGCUAUAAGGAGGCAGGGUUCGUGGGUUACUAAAGUUUACAAACAAACAACCAAUCAGAAUGUGACACUUGUUUUCGCAUGUGCGAGAUGAGUAUAUAUAAAUAUGCAAAAUAAAAACCAAGCGUGAAGUGGGGGGAAACCAAAAACAACAAAUCAAAAAUAUACGUAGGCUAAUUAGAACUAACUGUUAACUGCGUGGUGUGACUGCAAUGUUGACUGAAAGAACUAACUACAGUUAGGUAUGACAUCACGUAACUUGACACUAACUUAAGCUAAACUUUAGUUACGUCAUAGAUGUGACCGCAGCCAUUAUGUCUGAGCAAAUGAAGGCUUCAAUGAAAGCACUAACUGCAGUUAGGUAUGACAUCACACAACUUGACACUAACUUUAGUUAAACUUUAGCUAAAUUGUAGAUGUCACCGCAGCCAUUAUGUCUGAGCAAAUGAAGGCUUGCAUGUAUAUAAAGCAUUUUUAUGUAUCUAUGCUAAGGUUCAUGUUUCCAAGACAUCCUCUGUUACGGAUCACUGCAGACGCUUCACCCUCAGUGAUGCUGAAGACGAAUCUACAAAGAUAUCUGUGAUCCUGUUCAUAAUGGCGUAUGUGAUUGUUGUGAUCUUGUACAGCGGAGCGUGUGUGACGUUGAGGAAGCUAUGA
Molecule: messenger RNA, 1047 nt
Organism: Porites evermanni
Lineage: Eukaryota; Metazoa; Cnidaria; Anthozoa; Scleractinia; Poritidae
Source: the annotation of a GenBank genome assembly